Molecule: messenger RNA, 1300 nt
Organism: Aedes aegypti (yellow fever mosquito)
Lineage: Eukaryota; Metazoa; Arthropoda; Insecta; Diptera; Culicidae
Product: adult-specific cuticular protein ACP-20
Exons: 2
Coding region: 504-1010 (168 amino acids)
Cellular component (GO): extracellular matrix
Source: RefSeq, a predicted model, not a curated record
UCAGUAAUGAAUUCAACUGAUUUGGAAUGUAAUCUUUGGUUUGAUUAACACAUGACCACAAUUUGUUGAUAAAACUCUUGUUUAUUGGACCAAGGAAACGAAAAACUAGCUACACCCUACUAUUAACCCAGUGCACUGCAUUCAACUGCAUAAACCGCCAACGCAAACAAAAAAUCGAACCAAUUCACUGUACGAAGCGUGUAGGUGGGUAUGCAAGAUUAUGAUCGCACUAAUUUUGCGCUUUCCUGCAUAUGAUAGCAUAGCCAAUCGAACCGUUAAAAUCAUCGUUAAAUUAUGCGCUACGCCCUUGCGGACUUGCAUCAUGCAAACAAAAAACGAUAUUGGAAAACGGUGAUGGAUGAUCGGUCAGAACCUUUUUUUUGUGGCGACGAUUUGGUGAAACUUUUUUGUUUGUUCUAUUAUAAAAUACUGAUGGAAACGGUGAGCGGACAUCAGUUAAUCGGUUACCGUGGAGCUGUGAAUAGAGGUUUCACUGAAUUAAAAUGUUCAAAUUUGUUUUGGCGGGGUUUGCCUUGGUGGCGGUGGCCAGUGCCUUCGAGGAACAUGGAUUCGUUAGCGAAGUGAAGCAUAUCCCGUACAAGUGGUACGGUGGUAUGCAGGGAGGAAUCGGCGGUGGCAUGGGAGGAAUGGGUGGUGGAAUUGGCGGUGGAAUGGAAGGAGGAUGGAAGGAAGGUGGUGAGGACUACUACUCGUAUCCGAAGUACAAGUUCGAAUAUGGAGUGAAGGACAUCCACACCGGUGAUCACAAGAGCCAAUGGGAGAUGCGUGAUGGAGAUGUCGUCAAGGGUGAAUACACUCUGGAUGAAGCUGAUGGAUCGAAGCGUAUCGUUGAAUACUACGCUGACGGAAAGAACGGUUUUGAAGCCAAGGUCAAGAACAUCGGCGGAGGCGGUAUGGGAGGAGGAAUGGGAGGUGGCAUGGGAGGAGGAUUCGAAGGCGGCUACCACGGAAUGGGAUAUAGCUACAGCAAGCUGAAGAAGUACAAUUGAUGCGAUUAGAAUUUAUGUUGACUGACUGAAAUGUGAUACGCUAAUCUGAUACAAAUACACUAGUAUGCACCUAAUCGAAGUCAUGUUUUUUUAUUUGUUAGAGUAUUGAAAUGAUAACAUCUUAUAGUACAGAAUCAAAAAUAGGAAAUAUUUCCGACAUUUUCUGUGGAUGAACUAUUUAGAAACACAAAUGCAAAGCGAUUGUUAAAAACAAGGCUAAACAUUGGAAUUGCUUUUUGAUAGAAUACUAAGGCAACCAAAAAGGCGAGAGAAAAAAUGAAAAAGGGUAG